Messenger RNA from Anarrhichthys ocellatus (wolf-eel), 6360 nucleotides. RefSeq names its product sodium channel, voltage-gated, type IV, alpha, b (gene scn4ab). The transcript is spliced from 29 exons. Gene Ontology annotation, biological process: membrane depolarization during action potential; neuronal action potential; sodium ion transmembrane transport. The record is from RefSeq and is a predicted model, not a curated record. Gene Ontology annotation, cellular component: voltage-gated sodium channel complex; plasma membrane. Lineage: Eukaryota; Metazoa; Chordata; Actinopteri; Perciformes; Anarhichadidae. The coding region runs from base 129 to 5120 and encodes 1663 amino acids. Gene Ontology annotation, molecular function: voltage-gated sodium channel activity.
CGACAUGUGAGUGAUGGACACACACACACACACCUCCAGUUUAAAGCAGUGAACAAACCAACAGCUACUGGACACAGAGGUGAUUGCUAGAAGACGGUGGAGCUCAAGCAGUUCUGCAUGAUGCCAGGAUGGCGCCUCUGCUGCCCCCUGUUGGUUCGGAGGUCUUAAAACACUUCACGCCAUCCUCGCUGGAGGAAAUUCAGCGAAGACACGAAGUUGAGCAGAAGGAGCAACAGGGGAGGAAGGAGAAGAACAUAGAGAUAGCGGAGGAAGAUCUUCCUAAACCAGCCAGUGACCUAGAGGCCGGGAAACCCCUCCCAUUCAUCUACGGAGACCCGCCCCCUGGGCUUCUCAACACCCCACUGGAGGAGCUGGAUCCCUUCUACCAAUCACAGAAGACGUUCAUCGUGCUCGGUAAAGGAAACGUCAUUUACAGGUUUAAUGCUGAGUCGGCGUGUUACCUGCUGAGUCCGUUCAACCCGCUGAGGACCAUCGCCAUCAACAUCCUCAUUCACUCGUUAUUCAGUUUGUUCAUCAUGGUAACGAUUCUGGCCAACUGUGCGUUCAUGACUCUGAGUGAUCCUCCAGCGUGGAGCAAAACUGUGGAAUACGUGUUUACGUUCAUCUACACGUUUGAAGCAACGAUCAAAGUUGUGUCCAGAGGAUUUUGUGUUGGUGGGUUCACCUUCCUGAAAGACCCCUGGAACUGGUUGGACUUCAUGGUCAUCAGCAUGGCAUACCUGACAGAGUUUGUAGAUUUGGGAAAUCUUUCUGUGUUGAGAACAUUCAGGGUUCUUCGAGCUCUGAAGACCAUCACAGUCAUCCCUGGUCUGAAGACGAUUGUCGGAGCUCUCAUCCAAUCAGUGAAAAAGCUGGCUGAUGUCAUGAUUCUGACGGUGUUCUGUCUCAGCGUCUUCGCUCUGAUUGGUCUGCAGCUCUUCAUGGGAAACCUGCGUCAGAAAUGUGUUCUGAUACCACCGCUGUUGCUCGGCAACAACACAUCUAACACGUCCGACCUCGGUACUGGUUACCAUGGCAAUGACACCCAAAGCAACAAUACAGCAAGCAGCGGCUUUGAUUACUCCAAGUACAUCAGCAACCCAGAGAACUACUACUACCAGCCAGGUCAGCUUGAUGCUCUGCUGUGUGGAAACAGCUCUGAUGCCGGGGUCUGUCCUGAGGGUUACGUCUGUCUGAAGGCGGGGAGAAACCCAAACUACGGAUACACAAGCUAUGACUCGUUUGGUUGGGCAUUCCUGUCUCUGUUCAGACUGAUGACUCAGGACUUCUGGGAGAACCUGUUCCAGCUGACACUGCGAGCCGCCGGUAAAACCUACAUGAUCUUCUUCGUGGUCAUCAUCUUCCUCGGCUCCUUCUACCUCAUUAACCUCAUUCUCGCCGUGGUCGCCAUGGCGUACGCUGAGCAGAAUGAGGCCACGAUGGCCGAGGCCAAACAGAAGGAGGAGGAGUACGCUCAGAUCCUGGAGAUGCUGAAGAUGAGAGAGGAGGAGCAGGCGGCCUGCAGGGAACAAGGUACGGCACCACAGAAGAAGAAUUCAUCUGCAGAAAUAAAUGGCCACGAGCAAGAACACACUGCCAUUGAAGACUUUGCAGACGACCAGAGACCGUGUCCUCCGUGUUGGUAUGUCUUUGCCGAUAUCUUCCUGAAGUGGAACUGUUGUGGCUGCUGGCAGUGGAUUAAACGGUACCUCUACCUCAUCGUCAUGGACCCGUUCGUUGACCUGGGAAUCACCAUCUGUAUCGUCCUCAACACCGUCUUCAUGGCCAUGGAGCAUUACCCGAUGACUGAGGAGUUUGAGGAGCUUCUGAGCAUCGGAAAUCUGGUCUUCACAGGGAUCUUCACAGCUGAGAUGGUCCUCAAACUUCUGGCCAUGGACCCAUACUACUACUUCCAGGUGGGCUGGAACAUCUUUGACAGCAUCAUCGUCACCAUGAGUCUGGUGGAGCUGGGAUUGGCUAACGUUCAGGGCCUGUCUGUGCUGCGCUCCUUCCGAUUGAUGCGAGUGUUUAAGCUGGCCAAGUCGUGGCCGACCCUCAACAUGUUGAUAAAGAUCAUUGGGAACUCGGUGGGUGCUCUGGGGAACCUGACUCUGGUCCUGGCCAUCAUCGUCUUCAUCUUCGCGGUCGUCGGCAUGCAGCUAUUCGGGAAGAACUACAAAGACUGCGUCUGUCGCAUCGCACUCGACUGCGAACUUCCCCGCUGGCACAUGUACGACUUCUUCCAUGCCUUCCUCAUCAUCUUCAGGGUCCUAUGUGGAGAGUGGAUUGAGACCAUGUGGGACUGCAUGGAGGUCUCAGGUCAGACCAUGUGUCUGAUUGUCUUUAUGAUGGUCCUCGUCAUCGGAAACCUGGUGGUCCUGAAUCUGUUCCUGGCCUUGUUGCUGAGCUCAUUCAGCGGUGAUAAUCUUGCAGCUCCAGAAGAAGAAGGAGAAAACAAUUUGCAAAUCGCCAUAAACCGGAUCAGUAGGGCUGUGGGUUGGACAAAGAAAUGGAUCCUGGAACAAAUCUGGACCAUCACUGGAAAGAAGGACAAUAUCAACCCAGACCACACCGCGGUCGACAGUGAAGAAGACAACAGGACGACGAAGGAGAUUUUAGCUUUGACCUUUGUGACCUCAAGCCAGCCGGUGUCAGAGGUCAAGUCCCUCUACUGUAACCAUGGCAACCUGACAAGCAACUACGACAACGUUCCCUGCCUGAGGGUCCCGAUCGCCGAGGCCGAGUCCGACUUUGAGACGCCUGACAAAGAUGAUGAAGAGGAUGAAGAAGAAGAUGAGGAGGAAGAAACCCAGUCCCAUUGUGACAAGUCGUCGGUCUGCAGCACCGUACAGAAAAAUCCUGAAGCUCCUGAGGACGAAGAAGAAGAGCACGAAGCCAACACACCUGAGGACUGCUUCAGUGACCGUACGAAAACACACACACACAUACAUUACGUGUCUCUGGUGUCUCUGACAGCAAACAUUCUGGGAUACUCUGAGCUGGGAGCCAUCAAGUCUCUGAGGACUCUGAGAGCUCUGAGGCCCCUGAGGGCCCUGUCUCGCUUCGAGGGCAUGAGGGUAGUGGUGAACGCCCUGGUCGGAGCGAUCCCGUCCAUCUUCAACGUGCUGCUGGUUUGUCUGAUUUUCUGGCUGAUCUUCAGCAUCAUGGGAGUGAAUCUGUUUGCAGGAAAGUUUUAUUAUUGUUUCAACGAGACGUCUGAGGAGACGUUUCCUGCUGAAGUCGUCAACAACAGGACUGAGUGUUUCGCUCUGAUGAAGGCGAAUUUCACCGAGGUCCGCUGGAAGAACAUAAAGGUCAACUACGACAAUGUGGGGAUGGGCUACCUGUCGCUGCUGCAAGUGGCCACAUUUAAGGGCUGGAUGGACAUCAUGUACGCAGCCGUGGACUCCAGAGACGUGGAGUUCCAGCCGCUGUACGAGGCCAAUUUGUACAUGUACCUCUACUUUGUCAUCUUCAUCAUAUUCGGCUCCUUCUUCACCCUGAACCUCUUCAUUGGAGUCAUCAUCGACAACUUCAACCAGCAGAAAUCAAAGUUGGGAGGAACAGAUCUUUUCAUGACAGAGGAGCAGAAGAAAUAUUACAAUGCCAUGAAGAAACUGGGCUCUAAGAAACCUCAGAAACCGGUUCCACGGCCGGAGAACAAGUUCCAGGCUCUGGUUUUUGACCUGGUGACGACUCAGCUCUUCGACAUCUUCAUCAUGGUGUUAAUCUGCCUCAACAUGGUGACCAUGAUGGUGGAGACGGACGAGCAGAGCGAGGACAAAGAGAUGAUCCUGUACUGGGUCAACCUGGUCUUCAUCGUGGUCUUCACCACGGAGUGCUCUCUGAAGAUGAUCGCUCUGCGGCAGCACUACUUUGCUGUUGGCUGGAACAUCUUUGACUUUGUUGUUGUCAUCCUGUCUAUUGUAGGCCUCCUCCUUGCUGACAUCAUUGAGAAAUAUUUUGUUUCUCCCACGCUCUUCCGUGUAAUCCGAUUGGCUAGAAUCGGCCGAGUCCUUCGUCUCAUUCGUGGAGCCAAGGGGAUCCGGACGCUGCUGUUCGCCUUGAUGAUGUCACUUCCUGCCCUCUUCAACAUCGGCCUCCUCCUCUUCCUAAUCAUGUUUAUAUUCUCCAUCUUCGGCAUGUCUAACUUUGCGUACGUGAGGAAGGAGGCCACGAUCGACGACAUGUUUAACUUUGAGACAUUUGGGAACAGCAUGAUCUGUUUGUUUAUGAUCACCACGUCAGCCGGAUGGGACGGUCUGCUGAACCCCAUCAUGAACACACCGCCGGACUGCGACCCCGACAGAGAGAACCCCGGAUCCAUGGUGAGGGGGGACUGUGGCAGCCCGGCAUUGGGCAUCGUCUUCUUCACCACCUACAUCAUCAUGUCCUUUCUAGUGGUGGUCAACAUGUACAUCGCCAUCAUCCUGGAGAACUUCAACGUGGCUACAGAGGAGAGCGCUGACCCACUGUGUGAGGACGACUUUGAGAUGUUCUAUGAAACCUGGGAGAAGUUUGACCCCGAUGCUUCUCAAUUCAUUCAGUACAGUAAGCUGUCAGAUUUCUGCGACACUCUGAAGGAUCCUCUGAGGAUCUCCAAACCAAACACCAUUAAACUGAUCCACAUGGAUUUGCCUCUGGUUCCUGGAGACAAGAUCCACUGUUUGGACAUCCUGCUGGCUCUCACUGCACAGGUUUUGGGUGAUUCAGGAGAGAUGGACGCUCUCAAAGCCAGCAUGGAGGAGAAGUUCAUGGCCAACAAUCCCUCCAAGGUGUCAUAUGAACCAAUCUGCAGCACUCUGCGGAGGAAACAGGAAGAGGUGGCAGCGACGGUGAUCCAGAGAGUGUACAGGAAACACCUCCUAAAGCGGACGGUCAGAUUGGCCUCCUACAAAUACAGAGAGAAGACGGAGGGACGGCGAGACGAGCUGUCACCUGAGACAGAAGGACUUCUCUGUAAACGCAUCAGUCAGCUGUACGGAGACAGCAAGGACACAGAGGAGCCCGUCUCACCCACCCGGGUGGAGCUUCAGAGAGACUUUCUACUCCACGCUGCUCCUCCUCUCAACACCUCCAACUUCCUGCUGGAUGAGAACCUGAGGGAGUCUAUUGUCUGAUGUUUACCACGUGUCUCCUGUUUCUUCCCGUUUUCCUUCGUUGGAGGAGCAGUGGACUAAUCUCUCUGUUAGCUUCUAUAAAAACUGAUGACGGAUCCUGAACAAUAGAUGGCUCUUCACCAAAUGUGUUAUCACUGUGUUUGUUACGGAUUUAAUGUUCAAACUGGAGCCACACACCACCAGGAAACAAGGUUACAAUCACUUGUGCCGUUUAUUUAUCCAAGACGUUGGUUGGAAGGUGAUUGCUUCUGAUUGCUAUGGUUCUACCCAAAGAAAGAACGAGAUUACAACAUCUUGUUUAAAUCAUAAAGUCAGCCUUCAAAUCACGCCAAAUUAUUUCCAUUAAAGGUAACUGAAAUAUGGUCUUUAAAAUAUAAUUAUUAGCUUAACAUGUACUUCAUCAUAAUAUAACAAACAAAUUAGAUCAAAGAUGAUCCGUUAAUCAUCUGAAAUAUAUCAUAAUCUAGUAGAAAUAAAGUGCUACCUACACUUUGAGGUUUGAGGUCAACUUGAGGUUAUUAGUAACAGUGAUGAUGUUAUCAGUGUUGGUAGUAGUGUAUCUACAUUUUCAGAAUCAAGCUACAUUUUGUGAACCUUCUGCUGCAGUCUGAAAUAAAACUGAAAGAUCAGUAAGUGAGGCCCCCGCCAUACACGGACGUGACAGUGAAGACAGAAGUACUUCCUUAUGACGAUGACAUCAUGUAACUGUUGUCUAUGACGUUUCUCCUGCAGGAAAUACAGACCUGCAAGCUUUUGUUUACUUUGAUUAUGCUACAUUGUGAAAAACAGAUCUGUGUUGAAAUCGGGAGAAGAGCUAGUUAGCGUUAGCCGUUAGCUGCUAGCAGCACAGUCCUGAUUGGCUAAAUAAUGAAGCUAACAGCUGUUAAUGGGGGUUCCGUUGAGUUACAUUAUGAGGCGUUCAAAGUCCAUUUAAUAAAAUUGAGGAUUGGGCGAGGGUUAAUAACGUUAUUGUCAUGUGUUCAAAUUGAAUCUUUUAAAAUGUAGUUUUUGGUCAGAAUCUUGAAUGAAUGCCGUUGUUACAUAGAGAUGAAUUAUGAUGCACUGGUAUCAGAUCGAUACUUCGUAUCAGAUCAAGGAUGUACGUUGAGAAAAGUUGAAAUAAUAAAUAUUGACCAUUAAUGAUUGAAUUAAGCUGCAGACUUCUUUUCUGUUCUCUUUACUUUGAUUUUUUUUUUUAUUUCUUUACUAUUUCAUGUAUUAUUUGUGGAAUUUCAGUGUU